AUGGAACUCCUGCAGUUACAGCUAACUGAUGACAAGCUGCGAACUCUGGGACACCGCGCGGUGGAGCUGAGGCAGAUGUCUCCAGGUGGCCAGCAAGUGUCAGCAUUGGGCUGCCAGGUAGAUCGUGGGAGCGCAAAUAGUGGCCAAGUCUCCAAGAAGGCGGUUAAACACAAUGCGACGCUGGCGGAAGCACUGUCGGGAGGGCCUUUGGCUGGACACUUCUAUGCCGCGCAGGUGAGCAUCCCGAAUUCUUUGCCCGAGCUGGAAGAAUCCUCGUCGCUGGCGGGGGAGCUGGCAGAAGCUUGGCAGAAUGGUACUCGGGGAAGCCUUGAUGCGUCUCCAUACCUCUACUACCACGGCGGUGGUGGCGAGCCAGGCCCCUCCCUCUACCUGCACUAUGAUGCUGCUGACAAUUUAGUUCAGGUGUUGGAUGGGAUGAAGGACUUUUGGCUCUACGAUCCAUUCCAAGCCGCACAACUGCUGUACGGCAGCAACAGAGAACAUGGAAAUGCCUCUCCCAUUAACGUCGAGUCCCCUACCGUCUUCGAGGACUAUCCUUACUUUCGCUUCGCAGUGCCGCGGCGUUGCCGAGUCCGAGCUGGACAGUGGCUCUACGUGCCGCUUUACUGGUGGCAUGCCGUGCGGAGUGGGCCGGGCAGAACGGUGUCAUUGGCGCACUUCGCGCACAGCACCAAGAAAAAGAAGGGCAUCUUCGAGAAGUUUCUGUGCGGCUACUCCGUGAAGAGUGCGCGCUUCGACUGCGGCACAGGAUGA
Molecule: messenger RNA, 774 nt
Organism: Symbiodinium necroappetens
Lineage: Eukaryota; Dinophyceae; Suessiales; Symbiodiniaceae
Source: the annotation of a GenBank genome assembly